GCGCUGCACCGUACACCGCCACCGCCGCCGCCGCCGCCGCUCGCCUUUCUCUCGCAGCCACACCCUCCCAUCUCCAUCUCGCACGCGUGCAGCUGUGCGGGACUGACUGUGCGUGCGUCUCCCUGUCGGGCACCCGCAGCAUCAGCAACACAAAAGGGUCGGAGCUGCCGGAGCGGGGCUUUACCUCAGCGCCGAUCACGAGGAGGAAUCGCGCUCAAGGAAAAAGAGAGAAAGCGACAGGGCAAAUUCCAGCCCUUCAGACGACUCUUUGGGAAGAAGAAGAAGAGGGAGGCGAAGGGGGGCUUUGAUGGAGCAGAGCUAAAGGCGAGUUUCUCGACUGGGGAAGUGUGCAACGGAGUUGUGUCUGAGGAUGAGGAGUCCAAUCAAAAUCUGAGGGAGCUGAAUCCCAUCGGAUCUCGAGCCCUCUCACACGACAGCAUCUUCAUCCCAGAGGAGCCGGCGGCAGAGCCCGGCCUAGAUCACAGCAUGUCCCAGGAAAACGUCUCGGAUAAAGUCAGGAAUCUGCAGAGGCAGAUAGCACAAGGUAUCAAGUUUGGCCAGAGGCCUCCUUCUCUGAGGAAAAGUGAAGGAGAUGAGGGGAGUUCAGAUGAGGAAGAGGUUCCCCGGAGUCCCCUGAAGGUUUUGGCCCAGGUAGAAGCUGAGCCAGCAAACACAGAGCCAAAGCAGGUCCAGGGGGCUCAACAAGCUGGACCACACACCACCCCAGUGAAGUCACCGAGGUCCAAACGAGUUCUUCCGCCCACUGGUACGAUCGAGUCCAUCAAUCUGGACGCUGUUCCACAGUCUGUUCCUCGUUUGGACAACACCGCUGCCAAGCAUAAACUGUCCGUCAAACCGAAAAACCAGAGGAUUUCACGCAAACACCGGCGGUUUACACAGGACCUCCAAGAGGUUUCUAUUCCUGGUGUGGUGCGAGAGGACCUCGAGGCAGCAGGCGUCUCCACAGACGAGCAGCGCAGAGCAUCUGUUGAGUCCCUAGAAAGCUUCAAGAAGCAGAGACUCCAUGAGGAGGAGAGACAGGAGACGAGGAGGAGGAGGGAGCUGGAGGAGCAGAGGCUCAAACAGGAGGAAGAGGAAAGGAGGAAGAGAGCAGCAGAGGAACUGAGGCUGCGUGAACUGGAGGAGGAGAGGUGUCGUAAACGGCAGGAGGAGGAGGAACGAAGGCUUAGAGAGGAGGCAGAAAGAAGGAGGAGGGAGGAAGAGGAAAGGAUGUGGCGAGAGGAGGAAGAGCGCAUCCGAAGGGAGGAGGAAGAAAGGAGGAUGCGAGAGGAGCAGGAGCGCCGACAGCGUGAGGAGGAGGAGAGGAGACGACUGGAAGAGCAGAGAAGGAAAAAGGAGGAGGAGGAAGAAGCGAGGAGGCAGCAGGAGCUUGAGGCCGAAAGGAAGAGGAAGCAGAGAGAGGAAGAAGAGGAAAGGAAGAAGAGGGAGGAAGCAGACAGACUGAGGUUGCAGGAGAUUGAAGAAAAGAAAAAAGCAGAAGCAGAGGAGCAGAGGAGGGCUGAGGAGCUGCGCUGGAGGGAGAUGGAGGAGAGACAGAAGCCUUUCUCUUUCAAAGUUUCAUCUGGGGAAAAACAGAUUUUGUUCCAGAAGGUCAACCUGACGCCUGUUACGCCGGCCUCCAGCCACCAGAGCGGUGCUGUGGCUGAACAAAGAGAGAGCACUAAGGCUUCCUCCUCUGAAGUACCAGACUCCCCCAACCUGCCAACAUCUCCAUAUGUCCCCCACACAGCCAUCCUAGUGACAGGCGCCCAGCUCUGUGGGACAGCUGUCAAUUUAGACCAGAUCAAGGACACCGCCUGCAAGUCUCUGCUGGGUUUGGGAGAGGACAGAAAGGCACAGGGAACACCGCCGACCAAGAGCAAGACUUCCCCGGACCGCAAGUCUGGCAAAACCAAAUCACUCAAUGAGUCCACGCUUUCUACAGACCAAUCCGUCCUGGCAGAAUGGGCGAGCAUCAGAUCGAAGAUAUUCAAGGGGGUAGAAGAGGGGAAAUACGAUGAGUACCCUGACCCGAGUAAGACCCACCCUCAGCCCAGCAGCGAAGAGCCGCCUGCAUUCUCCCACACCAACCUCAGGAAGACCAUGUCUGCCAGCGCCAAGUUCUCCAUCACUCCUGCGAAGAAGAAGUUUGGAGAUUCAAACAGGAACUCUGAGGUGUUCGUCACAGAUGAUAAGGACGCAGGAGAGGAAGUUACUCCGUCCGAUAGCCCCACCGCUGCCUCCCCAGCUCCAACCAGUAAACCUCAGAACAGGACGAGUAAAUCCGUCCGCAUCGUAGAAAGAGGGUCAGAGGAGUGUAUGUUUGCCAAAGACCUCCCCUCUUUCCUGGUUCCCAGCCCUGGAGCCAAACCUGAAGGGCUAGAGGUGAAGAGCAGGGCUCAGAGUGAGACGGCGGUGUCUGACAGUAGAGAGGAGGGAGAGGAUCGAGGCCAGGACGGUGAGGACAAGCCCUCGCCUUUUGGCAUAAAGCUGAGGAGGACCAACUACUCCCUCCGCUUUCACGGCGAACAAUCCACUGAGAAACGGAAGAAGCGAUACAGUGCCGGGGACAGCUUUGACGGCGUUCCUUCACCUCUCACCCCCAUUGAGCCAGACUCUGACACUUCCUCUGUCUUUUCUGACAAAUCCGCAAGUCCCACAUCGCCUCAGAGAGAAGGCGCGGUGGGCAAGUACCUGCAUGCAGCCGCCUCCCCCGCCAUCCCUCGGGCUAAACCUGCUAAGUCUGCCAGCCCGACUGCACACAUUGAGGCUGACAAAGUGCUCUCCAAGCCUCCGCUCUACCGAAGACCAACCACGUCACCCAAACCCAGUGGAGCAGUGUCCACACCUCCCCCAUCGCCGCUACCUAAAGUGGUCCACGGGCCUCCCAGUGAUGCAGGGAUCCAGAGGACAGGGGCAGCAGAGUCAUCCAGCCAGGAGCCAACGAGCAGGUGCGAGGAACCUUCAGCUGUGGCCCAGUUACACCGGAGCAGCCAGGGUCAGGUCCAAGGGGACGAGGAGCCGAAGGAGAAGAGAUCCUUCUUCCCCUCCAUCAACAUCCCCUGGAGAGAGAAGGCGGACAGAAAGACGGAGCUCAUCAAGAGAGAAAAACCCUCACUACAGAGCAGGCACUCCCUGGACAGCGCAAGGGUCCAGGAGAAGGAGGCUGGGCCCUUAUGGAUCACACUGGCUCUGCAGAAGCAGAAGGGCUUCAGGGAGCAGCAGCAGAACCGAGAGGACCGUCGCAGCCAAAGAGAGGCCAAACUAGCUGAAAAGCAAGCUCGAGACAGAGACAGUGUUACGCUGGUGAGCCCCACAGAGAGCAAAGGAAGCGGGAGCACCAGUCCUUCUUCUAAACCUCAGACUCCAGAGGAGCCCAAGAGACCUGACAGCCUCCUGGGACGAUUUGAGCGCCGAGAGCACCUGAAAAAAUCCAACACUUUACCCAGCUCGGUCACUGUUGAGAUCGCAGACUCGACACCGUCGCCACCUGCUGUCAAGGAGGUGUCAAAGCGCUUCCCCUCCAGUGACUCUCCGCAGGUGUCCACAGAGCCGGCAUGGCUGGCUCUGGCCAAGCGAAAGGCCAAAGCCUGGAGCGACUGUCCUCAGAUCAUCAAAUAACCCCUCCCCCACCCAC
Molecule: messenger RNA, 3637 nt
Organism: Epinephelus moara (kelp grouper)
Lineage: Eukaryota; Metazoa; Chordata; Actinopteri; Perciformes; Serranidae
Gene: cracd
Product: capping protein inhibiting regulator of actin dynamics
Exons: 9
Coding region: 487-3621 (1044 amino acids)
Biological process (GO): maintenance of gastrointestinal epithelium; negative regulation of barbed-end actin filament capping
Source: RefSeq, a predicted model, not a curated record